UCCCUUUUCCCUCUCCUCCCACCCCCUCACCAAGGUUUAAUUUUGGUUGCUCGUUCUCUUGCAGCUUUGCAAGCCAAGCUAAUUAAGCUAAGCUUGCUGAUGUUGACCAACCAACCUUGAUCCCCUCUCUCUCUCUCUCUCUUACAAGUAGUUGUGGAGAUUCUGUCUGGGAGUACGUUGCCGAUCAUUGCUUUCUCAUAAUCUUUGAUCCAAGGCAAAACUCUGCCGGAAAUUCCAGCACGAAACCCUCGUCACUCUGCCGAAAUUUUCAGCCGGGGGCAGCGAGCUUUGCUUCCCAGGGCGACACUCUGCUGAAAUUUCCUUUUUAGCGAGGGUUUGCCGUCCACUUGGACCACGGACGGACGUGUGUAUAUGCUCGUGCCGUUCUGUCCUCCGUGUUUAUGAUAACAUCCACUGCUCUCGUGCAAUCCUUCUCCGUCGUCUUCCUCUACUGGUUCUACGUCUUCUCAUAAUCGAACCCGGACGGACACGCUCGAACAACGUACUUUCAAGCGGUUAAAUUACGUGCUGUCGUUAAGAAUUGUUAGUGGGGGUAGUCAAGUGGAGUAUAUAAUUGAGUUUACUUAAUUAAUUACUGUUAAUUAAGAAGACAAAAUUAGUGGAUGGCAUCUCCUGGCGUGAUGUCCACGGUGUCGCCGACGUCCUCCGCCGGGUCGGACGAGGCGCGGCGGCCGGCGGCGGCGGUCACGGAAGAGCGGAAGCGGAAGCGGAAGGAGUCGAACCGGCUGUCCGCGCAGCGGUCGCGCGCGCGCAAGCAGCAGCAGCUGGACGAGCUGGCGGGGCAGGUGGCCGCGCUGCGUGCCCGGAACGGCGCCCUGGCGCUCGCCGCGCGCGAGGCCGCCCGCCGGUGCGCGGCCGUGCGCGCCGAGAACGAGCUGCUCCGCGCGCGCUCGGUCGAGCUCGCCGCGCGCCUCGACUCCCUCACCGGCCUGGCCCGGUGCCUGCACGACGCCGCCGCGGCCUCCUCCUCCUUCGCUGCUCCAGUGCUGCUGCCACCGAUGGCCGCCGCCACUGCCUUCCCCGGCGCCGUCGGCCACGGCUUCGUGAUGCCCCAGCCGCCGCUCCUCGACGCCACCACCAUGCCCUGCAACUACUACUAGCUGAGCUAGCUACAUCGUGUCAAGUCAUUAAGUUAGCCUCCACUUAGCUCUCUAGCUAGUACAUUUCUGAUCUCUGCAUCAUGUGUCCAAGUGUUUGUGCUUUUCUUCCUUUGUGUUAAGUUGCUAUUAGGUGACCUAAUCAAAGGGCAAGAAGGACAUUUCAUGUAUUUGUAUGAGACUUUAUGGUGUGACAUGGACACCAAGGACAAUUUAUGUGGUUAAUUUUA
This is a messenger RNA of Oryza brachyantha (malo sina), 1348 nucleotides long. Its product is annotated as ocs element-binding factor 1-like. Gene Ontology annotation, cellular component: nucleus. Gene Ontology annotation, biological process: positive regulation of DNA-templated transcription. Bases 624 to 1121 code for a protein of 165 amino acids. NCBI's taxonomy places the organism in Eukaryota, Viridiplantae, Streptophyta, Magnoliopsida, Poales, Poaceae. Gene Ontology annotation, molecular function: DNA-binding transcription factor activity; transcription cis-regulatory region binding. The record is from RefSeq and is a predicted model, not a curated record. The transcript has a single exon.